AUGAAUAAAAUCGAAAUACCCACAACCGUAAAUCCCGAUCUGGCAAUUGAACGUAAAAAUGCCAGCUUCAAUUCGGAUGAAAUGGCUGCGUUCUUUUGGGGACGCAAGGAAAUUGUUGAUAUGAAACGAAUGAUUGGUAAGUGGAUUGAUGCCUUCGAUGAAACCUCGGCCACCAGUGGAGAACUUCUAACCUGGGGAACACGCAUCGCCCUGCAUUUGAAGAGCCAACGCAUGCGUUAUGAAGACAUUGUGGGCAUAGCCGCCCGCAAUACCAUCAAACUGGUAUCGGUUAUUUUGGGCUGUCUCUUCAAUGGGAAUCCCCUGCAUGCUGUAAAUCCGAAUUAUACAGAAGCCGCCAUCACCCACAGCUUUGGCAUUACCAAACCAAAAAUUAUUUUCUGCGAUGGCUGCGAUUAUGAGAAAAUACGCAAAAUAACCAAAUCAUUUAAUCCGACCAUCUACACACUGACCGAUCACAUUGAGGGCGUGCCGACGGUAAUGGAUCUAUUGGCACCAAAUAAAAUGGAACGUUUUUAUCAGCCAGAGAAACCAAUUCUGGGUGCUGACCAAACUGUGGUGAUUCUGAGCUCUUCAGGCACAACAGGAUUAUCGAAAGCUGUUACAGUUUCGGCACCGAAAAUUAUGUUGGAAAAUGGUUUCUCCAAUAUCGAUGAAGUCUUCUACACGUCCAGUGGCAUGGAUUGGGCCAGUGGCCUCUUUUCCCUCAUGCAAAACCUGUAUUCCGGUGUUACUCGCAUUAUCAAUCGUAAACCCUUCAAUCCUGCUGAAUUUGUCAAGAUGGUGAAAAAAUAUAAAAUCUCCAAUGGCAUCUUGAGUCCCAUACAAUUUGUCGAACUACUCGAUUGCCCAACAUUUACCAAAGAAAAUAUGGCCAGCUUUAAAAUGGUUUCCUGUGGUGGUGGUUAUGUCUCCAAACAGCUGGUGGAAAAGGUCCAACGUGUUAUGACCCAAUGUCUGAUAUGUAUUGGAUAUGGUCUGACGGAAAUCGGUGGAGUGUCCAUAAAUCUUGGGGUUCAACGUAAUAAUUCUGUGGGCCAGCUGCUACCCAAUGUCCAGAUGCGUAUUAUCGAUGAAGAGGGCAAAUUCUUGGGCCCCAAUGAAACGGGAGAGAUUCUGGUACGUCUACCCAAUUGCACGUGGUCGGGUUACUAUGGCAAUCCUAAGGAGACACAACGCAUGAUGGAUUCUCAGGGAUGGUAUCAUACCGGUGAUUUGGGUUAUGUCGAUGAUGAGGGUGACCUCUAUAUUGUCGAUCGUAUUAAGGAUAUUUUGAAAUAUAAUCGCAUGCAAUAUUGGCCGGGAGAGAUUGAAAAUGUGAUCCGAGAAUUACCCGAUGUGGCUGAUUGUUGUGUGGUGGGCGUCUUCGAUGAACGUCAUGGUGAUGUGGCGGGUGCUUUGGUUCUGAAGAAAAGUGGCAGUAAUUUAACAACACAGGCAAUUGUGGAUCAUGUUCGCAAUCGUUUGACGGAAGAUCACAAACAGCUACACAACGGUGCAUUUUUUGUUGAUAAAUUACCGCAGAAUAUUAAUGGCAAAAUAUUGAAGCGGGAAGCAAGGGAAAUACUCAAGUCAUUGUUGGAAAAAUCAUCGACGUCAUCGUCUUCAUCCUCGAAAAGUUCAACAUUAGAUCGUUAA
Messenger RNA from Musca vetustissima, 1656 nucleotides. Its product is annotated as luciferin 4-monooxygenase-like. Gene Ontology annotation, molecular function: long-chain fatty acid-CoA ligase activity. Bases 1 to 1656 code for a protein of 551 amino acids. NCBI's taxonomy places the organism in Eukaryota, Metazoa, Arthropoda, Insecta, Diptera, Muscidae. The transcript is spliced from 5 exons. Gene Ontology annotation, biological process: long-chain fatty acid metabolic process; fatty-acyl-CoA biosynthetic process. The record is from RefSeq and is a predicted model, not a curated record.